Messenger RNA from Peronospora belbahrii, 1992 nucleotides. The record is from the annotation of a GenBank genome assembly. NCBI's taxonomy places the organism in Eukaryota, Oomycota, Peronosporomycetes, Peronosporales, Peronosporaceae.
AUGAAGUCCUUUCAUGUGCAUCUAUACGCUGUUGCAAUUGCAGUUGCAGCGACAUCAUUGCAAGAUGUUCACGUGAAGGCAUGCACAGCCAUUGCCGUGACAAAAGGCGCAAGUGUUGACAAUUCGACGCUAAUCGCUCACACGGAUGACGCUGGUGGUGCUGCCUCGGAUCUACGUCUUGUUCGUGUACCAGCCCAGGAUCAUGAGCCGGGCAGCAAGCGUGCAGUCUACAACAUCAAGGGUGGUUAUCCCAGAGUGGUGACAUCAGAUCGAGGACUUCACUACCAACCUGUAGACGACUCGGAGACUGGACAAACCCAAGAGUACUCAAUGCCAAUGGGAUAUAUUCCCCAGGUAGAGCACACGUAUGCGUACUUUGACCAGGACUAUGGAAUGAUGAAUGAGGUGCAGCUAAGUAUUGGUGAAAGCACAUGUGGUGCCAAAACGGUCGGUUGGCCGCUUGACGUGCCAGGAGGCAAGAAUUUAUUUGGCAUUGCAGAGCUCACGAAGAUUGCGCUUGAACGUUGUGCUACUGCUCGUUGCGCGAUUAAUGUUAUGGGCACUCUCGCUGAGAAGCACGGCUUCUACAGUGAAGACAGUGGUGAUAUGGCGAAACCAGACUAUGGCGAUUCCGCUGAGGCCCUUGUAGUAGGUGAUAAACAUGGUGAAGUGUGGGUUUUUCACCUCAUGACGGGCAAGGACCACACUGGUGCAGUAUGGGCAGCGCAGCGCGUACCGGACGGACAUGUGACUGUCCUUGCCAAUGGCUUUACGAUCCGUGAGAUUGACUUGAGUCAGCCUGACUGGUUCAUGGCUUCGACCAACGUGGUCUCACUUGCAAACGAAAUGGGCUGGUGGGAUCCGAAAGGAGACGAGCCAUUUGACUUUACAGCCUCGUACGGUUUUGCUGAUAAGGAUGCCAUAGGGCCAUUGUACACUGGACGUCGCAUCUGGCGUGUCUAUGAUGUGCUUGCUCCGUCACUGCAGCUCGAUGCUCGUCUCGGUAGCUUUUCACAGUACGCUACCUACCCGUUCUCCAUCAAGCCCGAUCAUCCUGUGGAGACUUACCAGAUUAUGGACUUGCUUCGUGAUUACUAUGCAGGUACGCAAUACGACAUGACCAAAGGCUUAGCAGCUGGACCUUUUGGAUCUCCUGUGCGGUGGUCAGGUAGUCCUGGAGGUGUCACUGGCGGAUGGGAACGUCCGAUCUCCAUGUAUCGCACACUCUUUGCCUUUGUACUUCAAAUUCGCAGUCAUAAGGGACCGGAUGCUCUUGGUGGUGUUGCAUGGUACGCUCAAGGUGCCCCUCACGGUUCAGUCUUCGUUCCAUUUUCUUGCGCACAGAAUACGGUCCCAGAGUCGUACUUGCUCGGUCGACAGAGCAAGUUUCACCCGCAGUCUGCUUGGUGGGCAUUCAACAUUGUGAACAACUGGAGUCUACUGCGUUUCAAUGCUAUGAGUGUUGAAAUCCGAGGCAACAUUGAUCGACUCCAGACUGCAGCUUUUGCUCUGCGUCGUAAGAUGGAAACGGAAGCGCUUAUAGAGAGCCAAUCGGUUACCAUUACCGAUACCGAACUAGUAACCCGCUUGCAAGCUCAAAGCAAUGAGUUUGCCGACCUUGUUGUUGCCCAGUGGUGGCAGCUUGCAUGGACAUUGAUUGGCAAGUACAGUGAUGGCUACAUGACCACAGGCGAGGCUCCGAAACAGCAGAUGUCGAUUGGAUACCCGACGUGGUGGUUGAAGAGUAGCGAAUUUGCGUCGUGGCCUGGUGACACAUUUAAGCCCAAGUUCAACAAGCAGCUCCUGAAAGUCGACCGUGAGACUACACAAGGUUUUGUUCGAGAAGCAGCCAAGACUACUGAUAUCGAGCUGAAAGGACAGAGUUACCCGGUCGCCUUUGCCUGGGUUAUCAUUGGCGCCGUCUUAGGUGCUACUAUGCUAGCGCUCGCCGAUAAAGCGAGUCGUCGUAUUGGCUACAACGCGGUUGCAUAG